CUCCUUCAUCCGAAGCCUUAUGUAUCUUCUCGCAGAAUCUCCACUAUUUACCACACCGCCAAACGAACUAACGGCGCGGCCAACAUGGGGCUUGCCACCGGCGCGCAACCCAAAGCCAAUCUCUUGCUAGCUUUCCCCAACGUCCCAUGGAUACUAGACACAACGGGCAAGGAUCUAGGUUUUUUCCUUGUGCAAGACGGAUCGACCCCGUUAAAUCAGGCAAUCGGGAGCGAUUACUACUUCAAUGCGCUGUUCCAAAAACUGGCAAUCGCGGGGCCUACGGGAUUGGUUCAGUGGAGCUUGCUGCCCCCGAUCCCCGCCCUCGACCCGCCAGGCCAUCAGUACCCCAUAGAUCUCCCCGCCACAGAUCCUGCGUCAAACGUCUCCGUCGGGAUAUGGGCGCCGAUCAAGACUGACAAGGCGGGCAUGCAUUUUCCGUUGUACCGGAAAUACUGGAAGAAUCAGCCUUUAGGGAGUGCGACGCCGAACGAGGACCAUGAGGGAAUGGGCAUUGUUGCGCUGUCAGUUCGCUCGAUUGAGGCGUUCCUGAUGUCGAUAUAUACGUCAGACAAUGCUGUGUUGCUUAUCUGCGAAGCGAACGGGUCCAUGGUGGCAGCAUCGGUCCCUGACCAAACGCAAAUAGGCAACACAACGGAGCGAUACAGCGCGACAUCCGCACCAAACCCGUUAAUCCAACAGACCGCCCGGUACCUCGCAGGCAUGUCCGGCGGUCUUGCGGGGCUCGGCCACCGGUUUGGAGGGUCUUUCGAAAGCUCAAUGGGCACGACGCUCGUCAGCACCAGGCGCCUGCAGGACAGCGGCGGUCUGAACUGGAUUUUGAUCCUCAGCGCACCACAGUCCGAUUUCACCGGCACGCUCUCGCAGACGCAAAAGACCAUUAUAAUAGCCAUCGUAGUUACGGCCGUCACCGCCGCGGCAAUAUCCGCGGGCGUCGCCUACGCGCUCGUUUACCCCAUCCGCCGUCUCUGUCUCUUCAUGGAACAAGCGACCGAUUUUGAUUUUUCAGCGGUCAGGAGCGAUUUCUUCGCCAAGAAGCUCACGUUGGAUCCGAGGGAGAUUGUCAUCUGCAAAAAGGUCUUUUUGGUCAUGCUCACGAGGUUUGCAACCGCUGUUCAAAGCUCGCGCCAAGGCUCCAGUGUACGAAGUGCGCCUCGAAGUGCGCAGGACGGGAUUAAACAGACCCCUGCCGCGAAGAUGAUCAAUGCGUUGACAAGAAGCGAAGUGACGAGGGAUGCACCCGCGACACGGUAUGGAUGCGACAUGUGAACAUGCAGCCUAUGCUCGAGACAGUGCAGACUGGGACCCUAUAUAUUCCGUAGCGAUGCCCAAGUUGCAGAAAGGACAUUAGUGAACGCCCAGUGGAGAUGUCGAAGUCUGUUGCCGCUUUGCACAUCACGACAAUUUGUUCGUCUUUUAGAUAGGAUCGUCUCACACUCGGAUAACCCGGAAUGUCAGCUUUAUUUGGUGUACAGUUGCAGAAUCUGAAGAGCUUGAUAUAUAGGAAAGACAAGCCCCAUGUCUUCCUGUUGCGCCAGGGAUUCCUAUGAUGCUCAAAUUAGUGCUUACCCGAUGAAGCGCAAACUAUACUGACGCGCAUACGCACUGCAGUCUAACGUUUCGAGACAC
Messenger RNA from Fimicolochytrium jonesii, 1647 nucleotides. RefSeq lists its product as uncharacterized. The transcript has 3 exons. Lineage: Eukaryota; Fungi; Chytridiomycota; Chytridiomycetes; Spizellomycetales; Powellomycetaceae. The record is from RefSeq and is a predicted model, not a curated record. Bases 85 to 1287 code for a protein of 400 amino acids.